AUGGCUUUCCAGAAACUCAUUGUCAUCCUCGGUGCCACCGGUAACCAGGGAGGUUCCGUUGCGGAAACAUUCCUCCAGGAACCCGAGUGGCGCGUUCGAGCGGUUACUAGAAAUCCUCUCGGCUCGAAAGCGCAAGCGUUAGCUGCUCGUGGUGCAGAUAUCGUUAAAGCUGACUUGAAUGAUCCAUCGUCACUUGGCUCGGCAUUUGAGGAUGCGCAUGUCAUCUUCGCUGUUAGCGACUUUUGGGGGCUGUUUGGCGAUCCCGCCAGUCAAGCGAAAGCAACAGCAGCAGCGCAGCCUCUGAAUAUCUGGGCCGCCAAUCAUGAGACACAACAAUUGAAGGAUGUUAUCGAUGCUGCAGCCAAGGUUCCCUCUUUGAAACGGUUUGUGCUGUCAUCCCUGUCCGAUGCAACCAAAUGGUCUGGAGGGAAAUACAGCCAUGUCUAUCAUUUUGAUUCCAAAGCAAAUGGUGAGACUUAUGGGAGAGAGAACCACCCCGAGCUAUGGGCGAAAACGAGCAUUUUCCAGGCUGGGUACUUUUUGAGCAACUUUGUCUCCAAUCCAAUCACCCUUCCUAGAAAGGUAAAUUCCAGUGGAGUGGUCCAGUUUAUUGGCGGACUCGACCCUGACGUGGAACUACCAUUUAUUGCUGCAGAAGAAGAUACUGGGCCCAUUGUCAGAGCCCUAGUGCUUGAGUCAGCUGCAAAGGAAGUUAUCGGUUAUAGAGGUCGCAUUACGCUGCGCGACCUGAUCGAAACCUUUUCGCAGGUGACAGGUAUGAAAGCUGAAGCCGUCGUGCUUCCCAAAGGAGAGUCAGUUGUUCCAUUUCCUUCUGAACUACAACGGGAACUCGACGACAACUGGGCUUAUUGGAAGGAGUUUGGAUACUACGGAGGCGAUCCAGCCAUCGUACAUCCUCAGGAUUUGGAACAUACGCCCAAGCUCGAUAGCGUGGCAGGUUAUUUCAAAAAGCAAGACUGGUCCAACAUCAUUGGCUAG
Messenger RNA from Penicillium cosmopolitanum, 999 nucleotides. Its product is annotated as NmrA/HSCARG family protein. NCBI's taxonomy places the organism in Eukaryota, Fungi, Ascomycota, Eurotiomycetes, Eurotiales, Aspergillaceae. The transcript has 3 exons. The record is from RefSeq and is a predicted model, not a curated record. Bases 1 to 999 code for a protein of 332 amino acids.